CCAACAUUAGUUCUUCUUUCAUCAAAGAUUCCAAAAAUCAAUCAUAUCUUCUAACGCUUGGCGAAUAUGAAAGUUGCAAUUGUCGGUGCGACGGGCCAAACAGGCUCUGUCAUUGUGGAGGCUCUCUUGAAAUCAACGACAACCCACUUUGACGUUGCGGCCCUGACCAGACCCUCUUCCCUGCAGAAGCCGGCAGUGGUCGAGCUGAAAAGGAAGGGAGCGACAAUAGUCGCGGCCGACCUGAAUGGGCCCAAGGCCGCUCUGGUAGAGGUUCUGGCAGGAAUGGACGUGGUCAUCUCUACCAUCUACGGCGGCAGCGUGCUGGAUGAGAUUCCUCUGAUCAACGCUUGCAAGGACGCAGGUGUGAAGCGAUACUUGCCUUGCUUCUUCGCCACGGUGGCUGCCCCCAAGGGCGCACUUCUACUGAGAGACAUGAAAGAGGACGUGCUGAACCACAUUAAAAAAGUCCACCUUCCCUACACCGUCGUAGACGUUGGUUGGUGGUAUCAAGUCAACUUGCCGAAGCUCCCCUCGGGUCGCAUUGAUUACGCCGCUAUGGAGACAUCUGAUGGCAUUGCCGGAGAUGGCAACAUACCUUUUGCUUUGACGGAUCUACGAAAUAUCGGGAACUACGUUGCUCGAAUCAUUGCCGAUCCCCGGACCCUAAACCGAAUGGUUCUCGCGUAUAACGAGGUCUACACCCAAAACCAAGUCUAUGACUUGCUGGAAAAGCUCAGUGGGGAGAAGCUCGAGCGCAAAUACGUUCCUGCCGAGGCUAUUGCUGCCAGCAUAGCCGAGAUCGAGGCGACGCAGCCUGCUCCAGACUCUGUCGAGUUUGUGACGCUAGCUCAGUACCAAUACUGGUAUUCAUGUGGUGUUCGCGGAGACAAUACUCCUGAGUACGCGGCGUACUUAGGAUAUCUUAACACGCAUGAGCUGUAUUCAGAUUUUGAGUGGAUAAGAUUCGAGUCUUACGUGCAAGAAGUCCUGGAUGGGAAGGGGAAGAGGGUUUACGAGCACUUGAAGGAUUUGCCGACUGCCAGUACCGACAGGAAGGCUUCAGCAGUCACUUCAGAGUGAGCUUUGGUCUGGCCGGAGCUGCGCAACUGUGCGAAAUGUAGUGGCCGAUUUGAUAAUAGAGCCGUGAUCUCGCUUGCUCGAUAGGCACCCGCAGAUGCGGUUAAGCUAGCUCCGCAACGGCCGAUGCCGCUUAACUAAUAUAACUUCUGUCUGCUCCCUCAAGGUGAGCAAGUUGCCGGCACAAGAUCAAG
Molecule: messenger RNA, 1271 nt
Organism: Ilyonectria robusta
Lineage: Eukaryota; Fungi; Ascomycota; Sordariomycetes; Hypocreales; Nectriaceae
Exons: 4
Coding region: 67-1080 (337 amino acids)
Molecular function (GO): oxidoreductase activity
Source: RefSeq, a predicted model, not a curated record